This is a messenger RNA of Sardina pilchardus (European sardine), 2555 nucleotides long. RefSeq names its product glucosaminyl (N-acetyl) transferase family member 7 (gene gcnt7). Gene Ontology annotation, cellular component: membrane. The record is from RefSeq and is a predicted model, not a curated record. The coding region runs from base 512 to 1819 and encodes 435 amino acids. Gene Ontology annotation, molecular function: acetylglucosaminyltransferase activity. The transcript has 4 exons. NCBI's taxonomy places the organism in Eukaryota, Metazoa, Chordata, Actinopteri, Clupeiformes, Clupeidae.
GAGAGAGAGAGAGAGAGAGAGAGAGAGAGAGAGAGCAAGGCAGAGAGAGAGAAAGAAGCCACAGCACCAAUCGCCGCUGCAGAGGCUCCAGGCCUGGACUUCCAACCUCACUAAUGUUUAACCUCGUUCAUCGCAAAAUGUCCAAAUGCGGCGGCUCUUAAGGUACAGUAGCACGCUCUUGGCAAGAACACUGAUGGUGACGCGAGUGAGUGGAAUACAAAGGCGGGAUGGACACAUGUGUCUAUGCAGACUAUGCAGCAGGGGGCUGGGCUUUUCGAGCAAAUUGUUACUUCUUUGGUACAAUGUCGCUUGAUGAUUGGUAAUCUCGCCACACUGCUUGCCAGUGAAGAGAGCCCAGUUCAGGUGAACUUCCUCUUUAAACAGCUCAUUCAUAGAGAGAGCCCUUUGGCUACAGCUGUCUGAUAGAUGAGCCGGGGAUCCACAGGUGCACCGGCUACUUCCCGUCACUGAUUACCAGACGGGAUCUGGUUCUGGCGACUGCUGUGAUAGCAUGCCCCAGCUGGAGGAUGCCAAAUGCAGCUUUCUAUUUUGCCUUGGAAUUUGCAUUCUUAUCUGUUCAAUCAUCUACCUGAAAACCACCGUUUUUGACACGCCACAAGCCAAGAGUCGCAUGCUCACAUGCAGGCCUUUCCCUCAGCACUGUUCAGCCCUGGGCCACAGUAGGAAUGGGACGAGGUGGCAGAGUGCCGAGUGCCACCUGGAGGGUUACUUCAUGGCCCCGGUGCUGAACUGUACCCAGAUGUGGUCCGACUUUCAUUUCAUCACCAGGUCUUUGAGCAAAGAGGAAGAGGAGUACCCGUUGGCCUUCGUCGUCACAAUCCACAAAGAGCUCGAGACGUUUGUGAGGCUCUUGAGGGCCAUCUAUGCGCCGCAUAACGUCUACUGCAUCCACGUGGACAGGAAGGCGCCCGAGGACUACAAGAAAAGCGUCCAGCUCCUGGCCGGGUGUUUUGACAAUGUCUUCUUGGCCACGGUGAGCGAGAGGGUGACUUACGCCGGUUUCUCCCGGCUGCAGGCCGAUAUCAACUGCAUGAGCGACCUGGUCAAGUCCUCUGUCCGCUGGCGGAAAGUCGUCAACCUUUGUGGGCAGGACUUUCCCAUUCAGAGCAACCUGGAGCUGGUGCGAUACAUGCAGAGCAAAGAGUGGCGCGAUCGGAACAUGACGCCUGGGAUCAAGCAGCCAAAGGAUAAGCGCUAUCGCACCGAGUUUCAGUACGUGGAGGUGGACGACGCCUACGUAGCACAGCACAAGAGGGGUCACAGGAAGAGCCCCCCGCCACACAACCUCCAAAUGUACUUUGGCACGGCCUACUACUCCCUGACCCGUGCAUUCGUACAGUUUGUUCUGGAGAGUCCGGUAGCAAAAGACUUUUUGGAGUGGUCUAAGGAUACGUUCAGCCCAGAUGAGCACUACUGGGUAACACUGAAUCACAUUAAAGAUGCACCAGGAAGUCAUCUAGAUGGAGGCUGGGAAGGGGAUAUUCGUGCCAUAAAGUGGAAAGAUCAAGAAGGAACUGCACACAAUGGCUGUAAAGGUCACUAUAUCAGGGAUAUUUGCAUCUACGGCAUAGAGGAUAUCCCUUGGAUCAUCAACAAGCAAAGUAUGUUUGCCAACAAAUUUGGAAUUGAAACCUUUCCAGAGGCUCUCCACUGUUUAGAGCAGUGGCACCGACUCAAAGUCCUGCGGCAAGCUGCAGUGCCCAUACAGCCAUCUUGGCAUCUAGCUCAUGAAGUUGACAGCAACCAAUGCUGUAACAACACAGCAGGGCUUGAAAGCAAUCUGCUAUACCUAAGUUAGCUAAUGGAAAGUAUAUCGGAGAUAAAGUGCGCUAAGGAAUACUGAAGGAAAUGAAUAUGUUUACAAUGUGAGUCACAGAAAAUCAGAUAGCCUUGAGGUACGCAAAUAUGGCAGUACUGAGGUACGCAAACAUUGCACUCCUGAGAACUUCGUAAUAGGCACAGCCACGGGCCUAGAGUCGGUUAAACUGACAGUCUUUAGAGAGAUGGCUGUUGAAUAAUUAGGUCUAGGCUCUCUUAAGAGAGCAGUGGUGUAAUGCCUCUAUGAACAUGAUGCAAUCAACAUCUCAGGUACAUUACAACCGAAUAACAGAAGCCUGUCCUCCACAUUCACUCAUGUAAAGAUGAACAGCAGUGAAUAACAAGCCAUCCAGAGAGUACAUUUUGGUUUAUUAAAUACUUAAUGUUAUAUUUGGCAAAUGACAUUUAAGUAAAAAAAAAAAACAACACCUCACUCCAGUCCCUUACACUUUCCAAAUAGGCCUUGACAUUAAUGAAAGUAGACAUGUUUUGUGUUUUCUGAAUGUAAGUUGAGCUGAAAUGUAAACUGUAUAACAAAAUAUAUAUAUAACUUAAAAUUCUGUGUAACUUAUUCUAACCUGUAUAAACAUGAAAAUGGAACGAAAUGGCUCUUGAAGCAAAGUGUGCCAACUAAAUGUAUUCAGGUCAGUCAAUCCAAAGAAAUUAUAUGAAUUAUUAUUGUUAUUUUUCAGGAUUAAAAAUGGAAACACUCUAGG